Trichosurus vulpecula (common brushtail) is the source of this 2426-nucleotide messenger RNA. RefSeq names its product ras homolog family member J (gene RHOJ). Gene Ontology annotation, molecular function: GTPase activity; GTP binding. The record is from RefSeq and is a predicted model, not a curated record. Bases 373 to 1020 code for a protein of 215 amino acids. The transcript has 5 exons. Lineage: Eukaryota; Metazoa; Chordata; Mammalia; Diprotodontia; Phalangeridae. Gene Ontology annotation, biological process: small GTPase-mediated signal transduction.
UGGAAAAUGGGAAGGAUUUAGAAGAAAUCCCUGGUGUCUCCAGCCAAGUUGGAGAAAGGGAGGAAAGAGCGAAAGCUUCAGGCUGUUAUCUUUCAAGAUCACAGUAAACACCCAGAUCUCUAAGAAAAUGAGGGUGUCUUGAUUCAAACGACAGGGGAAAGACAAGCUAUUUUAUUUUUCUUUCAAAGUGGACAUUCCCUUUCUUUACCAGCAUGGUAAAGUGAGAGGGCAAACAGCAGCAACCUGGAAAAUGUUAAGUCUGAGCCAAGAGUACCCAGCUAAGUGAGGGUAAACACAACCUGGGCGCUCACUCGGGUUUUUCUUCAUGCGCUCUUAGAAGAACUUGGAGAAUCAGGAAUAGCCCCAGUAAGAAUGAACUGCAAAGAGGAACGAGGGCAAAGUGGCUGCCCCAGCGAGGAGGACGUGAAGAAACCCCUAAAGUGUGUGGUGGUCGGAGAUGGUGCGGUGGGGAAAACCUGCUUACUGAUGAGUUACGCUAAUGACGCCUUCCCAGAGGAGUACGUGCCUACCGUGUUUGACCACUAUGCAGUUACUGUGACGGUGGGAGGCAAGCAGCACUUGCUUGGACUAUAUGACACAGCAGGACAGGAGGACUACAACCAAUUGAGACCACUCUCCUACCCCAAUACUGAUGUUUUUUUGAUCUGUUUUUCUGUUGUAAAUCCUGCCUCUUAUCACAACGUCCAGGAAGAAUGGGUACCUGAACUGAAAGGCUGUAUGCCCCAUGUCCCUUUCGUCCUCAUAGGAACACAGAUUGAUCUUCGGGAUGACCCCAAAACGUUGGCUCGGUUGUUCUACAUGAAAGAGAAACCCCUUACUUACGAGCAUGGAGUGAAGCUUGCCAAGACGAUUGGAGCACAGUGCUACUUGGAAUGCUCAGCCCUGACACAGAAAGGCCUUAAAACAGUCUUUGAUGAAGCAAUACUGGCCAUUUUUCACCCCAAAAAGAAGAAGCAACACUGUUCCAGGUGUUGCCAUAGCUGCUGCACCAUUGCAUGAGAUUAUGUGAGAUACUGUUCCAAGAGCUUACAGAAGUGAGGACGCCACUUCAUCCUGGGGCUCCCAUAUGCCCCUAGAGGGAGUACAUGACCAGAGCAAGAAUUUACUUCAACCCAAGGUCUUCCUCCAGUCUAUGAGACUUCACAUUAGUCAGUCAAAUAUUCUUUUCUUCCUCAAAAUCCAUACUCUUAAAAAAAAUGCACUGAGCCAAUAUUAUAGUCAGGACAGCUGUUGAUGAUGUUGAAAACAAAAUAAAAGGCAUCAUGCAUCUUUAUAUCUUCACCUCCAGUGAAUGUGAAGAUGUAGGGAAAUUUCUCCAGACUCUGUACCAGACCCUAAAGACAUAUUCAGUUACAGUUUGGCAGCUUUAACAGAUGCCUUUAACAAUAUACACGAAUCCAAUACAAAUUUAUCAGUCAAAUUUUUUCCUUGAACUGCUAUCUUAUCCACAUCUGUCUUACACAGAUUCACAAUGUUUCAAGAAGCUUAUCCUGUCCUGAUUUAUCCCACAAAAUCAGCCUAUACAGGGUCUGUUUCACUAACAUUUUAUAUUUUCAAUGUUCACACCAAAGACUUCAGAACCAACAUUUACCUCCAAUCUCACUUCUGAAUAUAAGAAGCCAAAGAAAACUUUGAGUCUCUAUCAAAAUAUCUAGACAGAGCCAUGCUUACCAAGGUUGACCAAGAGAGAAAGCCAUGGGAAUUUUUACAGACUUCAACCAAAACAAUGCAUCCUUAUUUUUGCCGGAAGUCCUUAUACAUGAAUCAAGGUAUAAUGGGGUCUGUUGGUAGCCUGAUUGUCAAAGAUUGUCAUAGCCUAUUUGAUGAUGGAAUUUUAGAGCUAGGAGGAUUUCCAGAGCUCAUCUUCAUUUUACAGAAGAAAAUGAGGCUUAAAGCCUUGCCUGAGGUGAUUCAUGGAUCAGAGAGAUCUCUGUUUCUUACCCAAAUUGGAGAAAUGGGACAGUUCCAAGAAAUAGCUGGAAGCGGGCGGACUCUUCUCAGUCUCCAUUCUCCCCUUCUGCCCACAAUGGCCUCUCUUUAUCCAUCCACUUGUCAAAACUUUCUCCCAAGAAAAAAUUUGAAAAACUUCACCCUGAAGUGGAAAGGUCUGAUUUAAUGCAAUUAAAUUCAACAAGCAUUUCUUAAAUACCUACACAAAACUCUGCCAGUUAGUGUAUAUCCUCCCUGAGCUAUUGUACUGUAAUAGGCUACAGAGCCAUAAGUAGGACAGAGCAACCAUGACUUUGCCACAAAUUUAGGUGGUGCAAAAAAAUUUAACAAAUACACUCCUCAAGAACCAACUGAAUGUAUCAGCUAGUUCCCUAGAAUAAUUAUUUAAAAUAAAGAGCUACUAGAUACUUAACACUCAUCUGGAAGCCUUUACAGUUAGUGACUAGUUCCCCUUC